Messenger RNA from Caenorhabditis briggsae, 1008 nucleotides. RefSeq names its product Protein CBR-PAX-3 (gene Cbr-pax-3). Gene Ontology annotation, molecular function: DNA-binding transcription factor activity, RNA polymerase II-specific; RNA polymerase II cis-regulatory region sequence-specific DNA binding. The transcript is spliced from 8 exons. Gene Ontology annotation, biological process: regulation of transcription by RNA polymerase II; anatomical structure development. The coding region runs from base 1 to 1008 and encodes 335 amino acids. The record is from RefSeq and is a predicted model, not a curated record. Lineage: Eukaryota; Metazoa; Nematoda; Chromadorea; Rhabditida; Rhabditidae.
AUGACCACGGACUCGAUCACAUUUAAUCACAUUCUGGGACAGGGUCGCGUCAAUCAACUCGGCGGAGUUUUCAUCAACGGCCGCCCACUACCUAUCCACGUGCGACAUGCUAUCAUAGCAAUGGCAAAGAAGGGAGUCAAACCCUGUCACAUAUCGCGUCAACUCAAAGUCUCACAUGGAGCUGUGUCGAAAAUUCUGAAUCGUUACGCUGAAACUGGGUCCAUUUCUCCAGGACAGAUUGGUGGCUCACCGCGAGCCCGUCUUACUGUACAUGCUGUCGAGAAGGAGAUAAUCAUUGCUCAUGAAGAGAAUCCGCAUUUGAGUGCCGCGGAGCUACGUGAUGUGCUCGUCCAAAAAGACGUGUGUACCAAGGGGAACGCACCUACAGUACCCGCAAUUAAGCGGUUAAUUGGGAAAAAAAUGGAACGAAAACGACUGAGCUACAGUAUUGACAGUAUUCUGGGCAUUUCGAUAGGAGGCUCUUUUUUUCACAGAGAGCCCUUCUAUUACGGGGGGCCCUUUUAUUUUUCCAAGCCCCUCUCGGAGGGCUCUUCUAUUAGAGAGGCUUUUGACGACGACUGCAGUAAAUCAUCAUCGGAUGACGAGGACACGAACGACACGUCAUCUGCCUCCUCCUCAUCGGCCCGCCGAAAUCGUACAUCAUUCUCCGCCGAACAACUUGACGUACUUGAGACAUCCUUUCGAGCAUCCACCUAUCCAGACGCUCAAGCCAAAGAGCACAUCGCCAAGGAGACAGGGCUAUCGGAGGAAAAAAUUAUGACAUGGUUCUCUAAUAGAAGGGCACGGUGCCGAAAGAAUAUGCCCAUUUAUCAUCAGUACAAUACCGCGCACGGGUUUAAUGGACCACAGACAUAUCCUGCACUUCUCCCAUCUCCAAUGAUGUUUCUCCCCGGAUACGGUACUUCUCCGCAGCUGAACCCUCUAUUCUUCCAGAACAUUCUUCAAACCAGUCCCUCUUCAACCCAAUCCUCACCCCCAUCGAGCUAG